Molecule: messenger RNA, 12931 nt
Organism: Parus major (Great Tit)
Lineage: Eukaryota; Metazoa; Chordata; Aves; Passeriformes; Paridae
Gene: AGTR1
Product: angiotensin II receptor type 1
Exons: 2
Coding region: 4673-5752 (359 amino acids)
Biological process (GO): regulation of vasoconstriction; immune response; G protein-coupled receptor signaling pathway
Cellular component (GO): membrane
Molecular function (GO): angiotensin type II receptor activity
Source: RefSeq, a predicted model, not a curated record
UCCCGGCCGGGCCCCUUCGGCCAGGGGCAGCCACAGCGUUUGCGAGCGCGGCACAGCCUCAUGCGGAAUUUAUGCUUGGCUUAGACGGAGUUGGCACGGGAAGGCUCCGUCCCGGACGAAGCGGAGCCACUUAAUCCCCCGUGCUCUGGCUUGCCCUGUGAGGCCCGCUCCCUAAACCCGCUCCACAUAAUUAUUUUAGAGAGGACUAAGUGCCCCACAAACUCCAAACCCUGCCGCGUGUGAGCUCUCGAGUCUUGUCAACAGUUCGAAGAGAAAGCAAGGGCGCCCUUUGGCAGGAGACAGCCUCGGAGCAGUAACUCCACCGCACCAUCAAGGCUCAUCCCAACAUCCUGCAAGACGUAGCCCUGUCACCUCUGCUAAGGAUCAGAUGAGCAAUUAAAUUUUUACUGCUGUGCUAAGCUCACGAUAGAAGUUAAUCAAACACCACAAGUGAUGCUCUUGAUUUCUGAGCUGUGCAAACAGUUCCUCAGUAUGGAAGGCAAUGCAACUUCACCAGUUCGCAAAAUUUGGUUUAAUCAGAAUUUCGUAGCAUACACUCUGCAUAACCAGAUCUAUCCUUUUUCUACAGAGCAGGAAUUGGACAACCAGAGAUUAACUUUAGUUAGUAAAGUUAAAAUGCCUCCCUGCCUUUUUUUCUUUUUUUUUCCCAGACAAUUUCUAAACUUCUCCUGGACCCACACCAGACUAGAGUCUUUCAACAAGUUCAGAUGAAGUCCUGCAUUUACUGUACUUCCCCUCUCCAUGCAUCAAAACACUUUAUGUUACCAGUUACUUACAAAUACAAGCUCUAUAUUUUUCUAAUUCAACUGGUGUAUCAGUAAGUAAGUCAGGUUGUGAUGUGUACAAGCAGUAAAAUUGCAGUAUUCAUUUACACCUAUUUCUGGAAAAUCCCUAGAAUUAAUGAGCUGUAUGGCAAUAAGGGACAGCAGGAUUCUGCCCAGAGCAUGCUGCAGUUCACUGUAAAUUUCCAUCACUUCCAAAAGUAGCAGCACUCAUUUAGAUUGUGUUGUGCUGCAUAGCAUGGGACAAGGUAGUAAAUUGGCUCAGUAAAAUCACAGGAUGAGUGUAUAAAGGGGGAUUUUUUUAUAUAGGGAAGCCUCUUCUCUUGUCACUUCCAUGAACCCUCAGCACUAACAUGAUUAGUUUCAUCUGAAUAGGAGGAUUAAGUAUGGCCUGAAGCAGGUAAUUACCAUGAUGAUGUAGAAAGGCUUUUUUAGGUCUGUUUUGGUGUCAGACAAAUGUUUCAUACUCCUGACUAUGGCAGACCGUUUUGCUUGUUGCCACCAUAAUCUUUUAAAUUACAGAAUCUUUCAAAAAUAUUAAGUGCCUACAAAUUCAGCUUUUGCUCAUGUAUUAAGAGUUUAAAAUAUAUGCUUUUCCAGCAGGAACAUGGUAUUGCUGCACAUUUUUCCACUCUACAACUUGAACUACAUAGCAGAGAAAAAUCAGUUGUGAUUAUUGUGUGCUUCCUAGUUCGUUGUUGAACUGAGAAAGCAAAGCGACCCUGUACAAUUAAGAGAACUGACAUUUAUCAUUAAAUUUGAAUAUAGCUGGUUUCAUUUUUACUCUUACUUUUGUCAUAGUAAUAGAUGGAAACAGAGAAUUUUUGCACUGGGGGAGAGCAGAAGUGUGCUCAUUUUCUAUGGUGUAAGGUGUCCUGCCUUCCUCCUUUGAAACAGUAUUUUCUUGGGCGGACAGCCUGUGCAAACUGCAGCUAGAAGGUACUGGUUUAAAAGGCAGCAAAUACCAGCCUGAAGUGUCAGUACCCACAGCACUGCAGAAGUGAGGAGAGUGCUGCCGUUACCUUUCAGAUAUCACAGCUCAACAACUUGCUUUUUACAGUCCUCUUGGAACAAGAUGAAUGAUGGUAUUUGUAUAUCCUGCAUAAUGUUAUAUUUAAUUGUAUUAUGUUUUGGAAAAUAUAUUUAAUUUCACUCUUUGUCAUACUAUAAAAACAGAGGCAGAUGCAGAAUGUAAACAUGGUGAUUUAUUUACACUUUCUAGAAAUGUAUGGACCGACAUGGCAAUGUGUCAGAGUUAAUGCUCAUUUAAAAUAGGGAUAAUGGGCACUAACUGCGUUUUUCUACUCCUAAAUUUUCUCCUCUGUAGUAAUUUUAUCCUCCAUGUUUGUUAUAUAGGUAGUUCUUUUCUCUGGUACUGCCCAUUGUUGAGCACAGUAAUUAAUAUGGUAAUUUAAAAUUACAUAAAUUACAAUACCUCAUUACAAUGUCCUAAUUAAAAUCUUGUUUAUACAAAAGCAUAGUAUUCGUUUAAACCAUUUUAAGCAGUCACAAAUUACUCCUAUUUGCACACUACCUCUCUUAUUUCUCUGGAACUUCUUGCGUUCCAGAAGUUAUUAAUGUCGCCAGUAGUAUUCAUAAGCUCACCCUUGCAGGGUCACCAAAUUCUAGGGGUCUUAAUCACACUCCAAGAAGCAUAAAAUUGUUUGAGUGGUUGGCAUGUUCUCUGCAUCUCAAAUAUCCUAUUGUACUUUGGUGACUUCAUAAAAGGUCAUAUUCAUCUUGAUGUAGAUCCAGAACAUGGAUAUUUAUGCAUUAAUUUAAUCAAAUACUACAUCUGACUUACAUUACAUGAUUAAUCUUGUACAUUUUUUAAACUGAAUUUAAUGGUUUUCUUCUAGGAGACUACCUCAGUAAGAGGAAAGAUCAACUAAAAUUGAAUUUGGAUAUGUUGUAUCUAAAGCUGAGCUGGGGAGAUCGGUUAUCAAGAUUCAUUGGCCUACAAGUAGAUCUGCUUGGGCUUUAUAUUGGAUGCAUGAAAACAGGAGGACAAAUGGCCAGGUCAGGAAGGGUGGUAGACAGCACAGCAAAAUAUUUCCCUCACCUAUUUUGGAUAGUAAUGCAGGCAGCACAGCAAUCAUCAUCUCUCUCCAGAAGGAGAAGCAUAAACUUAGAAUCUUUUCAGAGCAUGGUGAGAUUAGGAGCUCACAGCUGGGAGGGUUGGGUGAAGGUAUAGCCUGGCCACUACAGGCCCACAUCAGCUGCUUGUCUUGUGGGCUCUAUUGCAUGUUUAGCUAAACCUCUAGCCUUUGGGUAAUCUUGGCUCAGUUUUCAAGCCUUAUCCAGUUCACUGCUGCUGUUUGUUCCUCCUGCUCUCAGCUGUACAACAAUUCCAUCAGAAAUGCAGUGACAUAGAUAAUGUGUUCAUCUCAAAAAUCAAAUAGGAAUUUUUCAGUAUUCUUGGAUGGCAGUUCACAUUUUUGUACAGUUCAUCCUAAAGGUGAUUAUGGUGUUUUUAAGUCAGCCUCUGCAUUUUAGGAUCAGGUUUGAGAAGGUAAAAUGGCAGAAUUUUACAAAGAAACAUUUUUAGAAAUCUCAUGGAAUUUUGAAAACAGGAUUAAAAAAUAUGGAUCACUUUUGAAGAGAGAGGAAAAUAGAGGAAAAAAUUACAUCAUUCUUUUCACUAUUGUAGGGUUAGUUUCCACAACACCAACAGGAAUAAAGAGGUUGCUACUGCUGAGCGUUGAACCUGACCCACUUACAUUGAAUUAACUUUGCAUAAAAGUUAAAAUUUUUGCAUGUAAGUACAAGGUGAGUUCAAAUGCAUUGGAGAGUUUGAGUAGGUGGCAAUCUAAUGUACACUUUGAGUUUCAAGAUGCAUAGAGCUCAUCCAUGAAGCUGAAAUUCUGCAGCCUGAAGAACAGAACGGCUACAGAACUAUUUCAGUGCAAUUGUGGCUGUAUGUAAGAAAGUUACUAAUCACAGUAUCAUUUUCUGUCUCUUCCUUCUGAUCCCAAACACCCUUGCAGUGAAGAGAAAGCCAGUAAUCUUUUGCUAAUGACAGUCUUUUUUUCCAUUCCCUUUCCAUCAACAAAUUUGUCUCUUAGGAUCACUUUUACUAACAGACAGUCAUUCUACUCAGAGCACUCAUUCCAUGUUCUGUACCAUUUUCUAAAAUGGAUCCUUUGCCAACAAAAGAAAACAAAAAAACAUUAAAAUUGACAGAUGUACCCUAGAAGAAUCUUUGUCACUUUGGAACAUUUUGGGGAAUUUAACAAUUUGACAAACAAUUUAUGAUACUCAUACUUAACAUUUUUUUACCCCAGCUGUAACAAACAAAUGCAGAGAGGUUAUCUUGACUGUAAGUCCUAACAGCUGUGAUUGAGACAAAGCACAUAUGAAAUAAAAUUGCUGGUCUAAUAAUUUUUGGUCUUAUCUUCAGAUAAAUGAUGGAUUAUACUAAAAUUACUUUGAGCUUUCAAGUGAAUUGCAAAAAAGGAUAGGAAAAUAUCAUGUGCCAAAUGACAUGCUGUUAGUAUUCUCUGCUGCACCAUCAUGUGAAAGAACUACACAUUUUGGCCUUUAGUCAGGUGUCUUUUACAAUUUUCAUUCCAUUUGUGUUUUGUUUGAUAGCAAAACUGUCCAGGUAUUCACUAUAUAACAAGGCUAGCUAGAAUGCUUGGUUACUAUUUGUGGUGUUUAUCUCCUUUUAUUGUAGCUGAGUAGCAUUUCUCCUGUAGGCACAGAAAACGGGUAAUAACCGAAGACGGCCUCACAGCAGGAAAGUGAGAUCAGAUUGGCAAUGCAGCAGUAAGUGGCAUGAUUGAAGACAAGACAAAAAGCAGGCUACAGCAAAAGGUGUGAGCUUCAUAUUUUCUCCCUGAAACAAGGUUAUAGCUGAAGAGUUCAAGAUGAUACCAAAUUACUCUACUGAAGAAACUGUUAAAAGAAUCCACGUGGACUGUCCUGUUUCAGGAAGGCACAGCUACAUCUACAUUAUGGUGCCAACCGUUUACAGCAUCAUCUUUAUCAUAGGCAUAUUCGGGAACAGUCUGGUCGUUAUUGUCAUUUACUGCUACAUGAAAUUAAAAACAGUAGCCAGCAUCUUUCUUCUCAACCUGGCCCUGGCUGACUUGUGUUUUUUGAUAACUCUGCCCCUCUGGGCUGCCUACACGGCCAUGGAGUACCAGUGGCCUUUCGGCAACUGUUUGUGCAAGUUGGCCUCGGCAGGGAUAAGUUUCAACCUGUACGCCAGCGUGUUCCUGCUCACCUGCCUGAGCAUCGACCGCUACCUGGCCAUCGUGCACCCGGUGCAGUCGCGCAUCCGCCGGACCAUGUUUGUAGCCCGAGUAACCUGCAUCGCCAUCUGGCUGCUCGCCGGCGUGGCCAGCCUGCCCGUCAUCAUUCACCGCAACAUAUUCUUUGCUGAGAAUUUGAACAUGACGGUCUGUGGCUUUCGCUAUGAAAGCAAUAACACGACGCUCCGGGUCGGGCUAGGUUUAUCCAAGAACUUGCUGGGCUUUUUGAUUCCUUUUCUAAUCAUAUUAACAAGCUACACCUUAAUUUGGAAGACACUGAAGAAGGCAUAUCAAAUUCAAAAAAAUAAGACUAGAAAUGAUGAUAUUUUUAAGAUGAUUGUGGCAAUUGUGUUUUUCUUUUUCUUUUCCUGGAUUCCUCAUCAAGUGUUCACUUUUCUGGAUGUGUUGAUUCAAUUACAUGUAAUAACAGAUUGCAAAAUCACCGAUAUUGUGGAUACAGCUAUGCCCUUCACUAUUUGUAUCGCUUACUUUAACAACUGCCUGAAUCCUUUUUUUUACGUUUUUUUUGGAAAAAACUUUAAAAAAUACUUCCUUCAGCUAAUAAAAUACAUCCCACCAAAUGUCAGCACACAUCCAAGCCUAACAACAAAAAUGAGCUCCCUCUCCUAUCGGCCACCGGAAAAUAUCCGCUUGCACACUAAAAAGACUGCUGGGCCUUUCGACACCAAUUGAGGCGUUUUGCACAGUUCUUCUUUUGAACAACCUUGUGUGCGAAGCAGCAAGAACAACAAGAUUCAUCUGCGGUCCUGAACAUCGCAGCUCAUUCCAGCAACACUGGAUCACCUCCGAGAAAUCAUACUGUAAAGAGUCCGCAGUGGCCUUUCAGCUUACAUUGCAAAGAGGACUGAUUCGUUUUCAUUUUGUUCUCCUUUACUGAAAGCAGCGUAAGUGUUGGACAGGCAUGUCAGAGUUCCUGCCAGCAUCCCACCGUCCGCUUGGAGCUACGAAGGAAGGGGAGGGCAAACUCCUAACUUAAGUUCACAGGUGUUUCAAAAGGAAAAGCUUGUGUAAAUAACAUGAAAUACAAAGAACUUGAUUUGCAUAUAUGUGAGCUAUUCUGUUGAAGGAGUGGAGCUUUGUUUCUUGUUUUGUUGGUGUUUUUUUUUAAUGACAUAAAUGUCUUAUAAUCAUAUUUAUAAUAUAUUUUCAAAUAUAUGUUAUAUAUAGAGGCCCAAUUUUAAACUCAAAUGGAAAUUUAAGGUUCUCGAAAUUGGUCUUAUUCUGAUUUAUGCUACUAUUUUUUUUAAUGGCAAUUUUUUCAUAAUAAUAUAUGCAAUAAAAUGCAGAUUUAUUUAUUAAAUAUAGAAUAAAUAUAUUUUUAGAUUUAUAUUCCUACUCAUACAUUUCAAACAUUGCUUCAGAAAUGUACAUUAUAUUUAUAUUCCAGUGGGUAUUUUUAUAGUAGUUAAAAAAAAUACCAUAUAUGAGCACACAGAAAUGGGGUUCACUCAGCCUUUCCUCAAGAUAAGCCACCCUGACUUCGAAGAACUUUACAUACAGAGGGAGUUGACUCCAUACUCUGUAUGACUAAAAGUAAAAUUCUGUAUUUGAAAACAUGAGUUCUAGGAAAGAGGUGACCAGAAAACUUCAAGCUAUUUGUCUGUUAUAACCAGGACACUCAAUGAAAGAAGUUACCAAUUAAUCAAAUCCACUUAGUUUUUCAAAUUCCUGCACAUUCAGUAAACUCAUAUACUGAUAAGCAAAAAUUUGACAAUGCUUAUGUAUCAGUUUAAUUAAUAAUAUUUUUAGUCCCAUCACAAAACAUCUGAGAUCAAACUUUACUCUUGGCUUUUACAGAAUUUCUCUCCAUUUAUAUGAAAUUAUGCCCAGGGUAUUUGCUCCCUGUAGAACAUUUCAUUAUUUAUAUUGAACAAAUUCAGAUUUAUACUAGCAUAAAUCAGAACUAAAAUCUGGCUCAAACUCUCAAUGCAAAUCAAGAGGAAAGGUGAUAAGUACUGUAAGAAGUUUCCACCAAUUAUAUCCUCAUAUGUGUCCUUUUUACCUCAAAUAAUGAGCUUCAGAUAAUAUUUAUGUUUGAUUCACACCCAUUUAUUGUCCUCAAAAAUAACUGAGUUCAUAAGUACUUUUUGAGAUUACAAAACGUAAGGAAAAAUCAAAAACUUUACAUGUAUCAUGUAGAAAACUACAUACCCCUUAAGAAUUUGCAGUAUUUGUAGUCUUCAAAAUCUUAUGUCUAAUGUGGCUUUGUCUCAAGUAGUGAGUGGUUGGAUUAUCCAUAUUUUCUGAUGAUCAAAAUCAAAACCUAGCAAAACAGUUAUUUCUGUAGUUUAAUACUUUUUAAGGAAAAAAUGAGGCUAUAACCAGGUCUAGAAAUUUUCCUAGUCUUUCAUUCACUUAUACUAAAGAAAGUUUUUUUCAAUUUUGCCUUUGUUCUUCCAGCUGCAAAAAUGGGAACGUGUCUACUCAUAUACAUCAUAAGGCGCUGUGACAGGUCACAACUUCUAAAGCUGUAUGUUACAAAAAAUCUCCUUCAUUUUAAGUUAAUUUAAUUGCAAGCUAGUGCCUCAGCAUUUGAAGCCUGAACAUCAUUUAACUGUGUCAUAAAUUUAAAGACAUAUUUAAAUUGUUAUACUGAAUAUUUUCUGUUUAGUUUAUAUCCUUACAUGUGAGACAGACAUUUGUUUAAACUGAAUAUGGCAAUAACCCCAUGCAUUAUCACUAGCACCCAGAACAGGACCUGUGCCCCAGCACUCUCUAAGUUGACAAAGGACUGGCAGAGAUUGCCAUUUAUCUGUAUAUUUUGUUCAUAGACACACAUGCACGUGCUGAGCUGCAUCAGGAGCUUGCCCUGGCAGAAGAAUCUCUGUACAGCCCUAAUUCUGCGUGCUGUGCUUGCCACCUGCUGGAUGCAGCCACAAAUUUGCUUUACAUCUCAGAAGCUGUUACAGGAAGAAACAUCUACACUUCCCUGUCACCUGAAGGAUCUGAAGAUACUCACCUGUGGCAAAACUCCUGCAUAAAUAAAACACAGACUUGUCCAUCUGGGAGGCCAGUAACUUCCUUGGCAGGGUCUAAGCAAGCAUUUCCUCAUCACCUGCUCAUCCCUUUGGUCACUGAAAUCCAAUGUCCCCAGUGACCACAAUAGGGAGCACAUUUGCAAAACAUCAAUUGCAUUACUACAAGAGCCAUCUCAAAGAGAAGACGUAAAAAUCAAAGCCAUUGGUUACUGAUCAUUUCAUGCCAGAUCCUGCACUUUUAAGAGGCUAUGUAUCCUAAGCUGCUGGGCUUAUCUGCAUCUGCCAUGUGAAAAAGCAGGAGCAUGAGCAUUCAGCUGUGUAACUGAAGGAAACGUAGGAGGGGAUUGCACCUGGUGGGCUCUGAGGGCAGCACUGGCCGUGAAUGGAUAGGCAAAGAAAGUGGAGGGGAAAGCUUUCCUAAAUGAUGCAGGGAAAUUUUCUUUCUCCUAAGGAGUAAGAAAACAAUCAUCAGCUGCCAAAUAUGUUAGCUCCUUAAAAGAAAAUAAAACUUCAGCAAAUCAGCAGAUACUGAAAAGAAUCUAGGGAUAAAAUUCUCUCGCAGCUCUAACUGGGCAGCAGCAGAAAGUAAACCUUUUGGAGCACAGAAUUACUGUGUAGAGCCAGAUGCUGCAGUUUCACAACACCCCAAGCUGACAGCUAAGGGAAGAGCCCAGGGGAAGGACACCCACACCACUUCUAUCAUGUAUCUGCAGCCAAGGUGCUGAGAAACACAUUAUUGCUGAGCCUUACACUGCCCUGCCCCCCUGCAGGCUGGAGACCUGUGCAUGAGGCAGGCAGAGCACAGGUGGGGCAGAGGGGACAGUCUGGCCUUUGCUGGGGACCCUUGGCCAUGUGGUCUCUACUGAGGGGCAGGUGGAGAUGGCCAAAGUAUCCUUUGGUGCAAGGACCUACCCAGUGCCAACAAAGGAGGGAGUAAGAUUUGACUCUGUAUGACUGCUAUCUUUGAGGAACUUUGGGUUGAGCCCUCUUAAUAUGAAAAAAAAAAUGGCUGUAGAUGUUUAAGGACAAAAUCCCACUACAUAAAGAACACAAAGUUAAUUAAUAUGCAAUAAAUAGUAUGCAAUUAUUUUUAGGAAUAUCCACAGUGCUUUUCUUGUGGUGACAAAAGUAAAAUACUACAAACUCUUAGUCUGUCCUUGUACUCUCCUGUUGUGAGGAACCCAGGUCAGUACUAAUGGGAACAAAAUAUAACCCUAAGUACAGGCAUUACAACCCCUGUUCCACCAUAAUUUUAUUUGUUUGAAUGAACACCUUUUUUUUCUGCUGAAUAAUUACUGAAUUACAUAUUUGACAUGUACAUGCAUAAUAUUUAUUUCUAUUUAUUGUGCAAUAGUACUUUAUAUGACUCAUGUUUUGUGUUCUGCUCCCUACUUGCUUGUCCAUUGUAUGCCCAUCCUAAACCAUACUGAGUAAUCUAUACUGGUUAGCCCAAGUUCCAACAAAACCAUUACAGAUGCAGUGGGGAUUAAUCUGUCUUCUUGGCCUAACAAUUUCCUCGUAUUUACAUUGUUCAUCAAGAGGGUGCAGAGUAAGCACAAGUCCUUUACUUUACCAGCACUAUUAUUAUUAUUGUUUAGGUGAUAGCUUCCAUUGUCUACUUCAAACUGUGGCAUCAGCAGACAAUACAGUAAGUUUUCUAGGUUUGGUUUAGUUUUGCUUGAAUAGCUUCAGCAAAGGUUUAUUUUGAUAAACUUGACCUCCUUUUUAAGAAUGCAGGUAUUCCCAGGGAAAUAUUUGCUACUGAAAUGAGAAACAAAUCCUUAGGAGAGGGUGGUUGAAGGCUUAAAACACGGACUUGUUGAACUUGGAAAUAUUAAGUGUUAAAUGUAUAUAUUUAUUUUUAGUUUUGCAACACACUGGGAGGAAAAACACAUACACACACACGCACACACACACACACACACACAGAGGCACAAAAAGAAUUUAUCUUUCAGCUUAGUAAAACCUUCCAGAAAGUUUUGAGAGACCCUAAGUUUCUUAAUAACAUCCUGCUCAGUUUAGAACAUGUCAAACCAUUUCUGUACCACUCAUAAGGUCAGGGCUCCAGCCCUGCUCUUCUGCAUUGCUUUAUAGGCUUGGCCAGACCCUCAUCCCACCAGCUCGUGCAAAGUGAGGGCUGUUCUAUCAAUCACUGAGAGCACCUCAACAGCGACCUCCCAGCCAAGGCUGAACUAACAAAUCCUCAAUGUUACAGCCCAGCCGUCACGCUCAUUGUCACCAGUGAGCUCUGCAGAUGUGACAGGACACUCGAGGGAUAGGGACAGAUCAGAUCGUGUCUGAGAACAGCAUUGUGUGAUCUUUUCAGUGGACUAGUGCCAUGGGAUCCAGCUUUGUAGUUGGCAAGUUAGAUAACAAAAACUAGGUACUAUUUUAUUUUCAAUAUUUUUGUGCAGUUAUAAUUUGUGACUUGUGGAUGUUAAAUGUUUCCUAUUUCAAUAGAGAGAGUUUUAUAUCAUAGAAGUUUAGCUUGAUUAUGUAACAACUUUAUUGUCUGAAGUGUUACUAAAAACAUACAGGUCAUCAAUAAAUGUCUUUGUGAAAGUCAUCUUCACUUCUGUAUUAAGCACCCAAAGCAAAGAGGUCUGUUACUGUGUUAUUGUAGGUACUAUGCUGUCAUCUGUAUAACUAUAUAUAGAUAUAUAGAUAUAUAUUAGGCAAUAUCAUCCUCAUUUCUGUGUAAUGCUGUAACAUUUUAUACCACUAUUCCUCAUUUCUUUUAACCCCUAUCCUAAUCCAGUUCUCCCUUAAAUAUUUGAGAUGAACAGGUUGUGUCUGUAAUUCACAAAGGAGAGGAUACCAGCUAGCUCCAAAAUCGGAUGUAGAACAGCAGUUCAGUAAUUCAUUUCUGUAUCCUAAAACAAACUAAGCUAAUAAAGUUUACUUGGAGUGAAGACUUAGCAAAUUGCUAAUUUUCCUACAUAGAAGUUGGAGUUUGAAGCCAAAUUUAGGCUUAACCUUUUAGAAACUAAAUUUAAUUUCAGGGACAGAUUUAUUUAGAUAACUGUGUUAAAUACAGGAUCACAUUACAUUAUGAAUAAUGGCCUUGAACAGGCAGACUCAGGCUGCUUGUAGCUGAGAAUUCCAUGUAAAUAUAACCACUUAGAAUAUAAGCAGUGCCACAUCAUACUGUGGCUGCAGUGGAAACAGCAUCAGGUUCCAGCAUAAUAAGAAGGGAUUGGGGAGGGGAGGAGGAGUUGACAAUGAAAUGAAUGGUAGAUUGGAUUUUGCCAUUUCCAAUUUGUAUGAAAAUACAAUAGAAUUUAGUCUUGCAUAUCCAUAGUAAACCCCACUUCAUACAGUGUCUUACAGUGUCACAUGCUGGAAAAACGUGAAAAACAGUUAAAGGUUGGGCCUGUGAAAUUUUUUAUAGCUUAUCUGCUGCAUAACUUAUUCUCCAUGUAUAUUAGUUAUUCCUCAGCUUUGUGUAUUGGCAGCUUUAUGUACUGGUAGUGUUGUUAGGCUACAAUUAAGCAAAGGCCCUGGGGCAGGAGGACAGACAGAGCCAUACCUUGGAACUUUAUCAUGAAGUGACCAGAGGUGAAAAAUUGUUAGAAUAGGGUGGAAAGCAAAGACAGUUGCUGAACAAAUACAACAUUAUAAAGAUAAUUAACCCCAUUAAAUAAAACCAUUAAACCCUGCCAUUAAAUGAUUUUUUUAAUUAUUUUUUAAACCAAAGUCAGACAAAUAAUGUAAAAUAAUAAAGCAAAAAGAAUAGAAAAUGCUGAAAGAUAAUUUCAAUUCCACUUAGAAUUACAAAGAAUUUCAAGCAAAUCCAACUCAUAUUCUCAAGCAAAUGCAAACCUGACCAUUUCUGUGAAAUUGAAUGAAUAAACAGAAAAGUUGAAGUUAACAUAUGUGUGUAAGAUACUAGCAGCCACUUUGCUACUACUGACUUUUUUUUUAGAAAAAAAGUUGAAUUAUGCACUUGAAAUUCAUCAGAUAAUUAUAUGCCUAGGAAAGGGAAACAACAUACUGCCUAUGGGCUUAGAUGAGCUUUACAUACAUAGAAUCCUCCUCCUGCUUAGCUUAGCCUGAAUCCUCUUCACGCUUAGUUUAUCACAUGGUACACAACUACACAAAAAAAAAAAAACCCAAAAGAACUAAACCAGAAAACAAAACAGAAAUAAAUUGAUUUAGUAAAAAAUAUGUAUUACAGUAGUGCUAUGCAUAUUUAUUGUUAAAUCACCUAUGAAACACUAGUCUAAACUUUGCUUUAACAAGCUUAUAUUAAUUUAAGUAAUUUUUGAGCUUUUAUAAGGAUUAUGUUUUGAACUGUAAAAAGAUCUCCAAGCAUGAGAAGAAAGAUAGUAAGAAAAUAAGAUCCAAAGCCCUCUUUCUGUACAGCAGCACCUAUAAAGUAAGGCCAGCCAUGUGUACAAUUUGCAGGAUGCCUUUCAAAGGAAGGACAUAAAUAAAUAAGUGCAUGUGAAAUGUAAUGUCACCUGCCAGAGCAUUAUUAAUGUUGAACCUGAUUUUUGUGAUGUGAUUAUUCUAGAUACAAAUGGAAAGCAUUAGAAAAGCAUACUCUGUAUACUAGAAUGUACCAUACAGUGCCAUUUCUACAUGUUAAAUUCUGAAGAAUUAUAUUCCUGGUAUUUUUUUAUUUUCUCUGCUUAUCUAUGAUGGAUCUCUAUACCAUUAUCUGUAAUUUUUACAUGAGAGUACACAGCAGAUAUGCACUGUUCUGUUGAAACAGAAAAUACUGCAUGUUCAACAGCUUUCUGUCUAACACAACUGCAAAACCAGUACCCUUUUUCACAGAGCCAUCUAUAUCAGACUGGUUGUAUUUUGAAAUACUGAAAAUAUUAAAACAAUACAAAAUAAAUGUCAGUUUAACUUAUUCUUAACUACA